CAGAGGGGGACAUCGAGCACAGAUAAAGUGUUUGACUUCCAUCCAUCCUCCCAAAACAUCCUCUCAGUCCUCACAGAAAUGUUCGAACUUGUACUUUAAUCUAACUCUCACCCCUGCGCGCACUGACCUCUGGAUACACGUCAAGAACAGCUCUAAGGAUCCAUCCUGUUACUCAGAGGAAACACAGGCUGCAUCGCGUCUGUUUUAAAAACAGACAAAAAGUAUCUCGUGGGAUUAAAAGGGACGAGAGAAGAGGGCAGCUGCGUUACAAACUGUUACCUGACAGAGGGUCAGGGAUCAUGACAGCGCUAGCAGGAGGUUUACCGAGAAUGAUGAGACCAACUCCUCACCAAAACUACCCCCGAGGAGGAUACUCUCUGGAAGUGUCCACUCCGUUAGGACAGGGUCGAGUCAACCAGCUCGGUGGCGUCUUCAUAAACGGCAGACCUCUCCCCAACCACAUCCGACAUAAAAUCGUGGAGAUGGCGCAUCACGGUGUCCGUCCGUGCGUCAUCUCCCGCCAGCUGCGCGUGUCCCACGGCUGCGUGUCCAAAAUCCUUUGCCGGUACCAGGAGACAGGCUCCAUCAGGCCGGGGGCGAUCGGAGGCAGCAAGCCAAAGCAAACUUCGUCUCCAGAAGUGGACAAGAGAAUCGAAGAGUACAAGAGAGAAAAUCCGGGCAUGUUCAGCUGGGAAAUCAGGGACAAAUUAUUAAAAGAUGGGAUCUGCGACAGGAACAACGUUCCCUCAGUGAGCGCUAUCAGUCGCAUCAUGCGCUCUAAAUUCGGUGGAGUGGGUGAUGAUGAUGAGGAUGAUGAAGAAGUGGUGAAAAGGGAGAUGGAGGAGAGCGAACCACGGACAAAACACAGCAUCGACGGGAUUCUGGGAGACAGAUCAAGUCACUCGGAUGAGGGCUCUGACGUGGAUUCGGAGCCGGGCCUGCCUCUCAAGAGGAAGCAGCGUCGCAGUCGUACCACCUUCACGGCGGAGCAGCUGGAGGAGCUGGAGAGGGCCUUCGAGCGCACACAUUACCCCGACAUCUACACGCGGGAGGAGCUGGCUCAGCGAGCCAAGCUGACGGAAGCUCGGGUUCAGGUGUGGUUCAGCAACAGAAGAGCCAGGUGGAGGAAGCAAGCAGGCGCCAGUCAGCUGAUGGCGUUUAACCACCUCAUCCCCGGUGGUUUCCCUCCAUCAGCCAUGUCAGGCCUGCAGCCCUACCAGCUGUCUGACAGUCCCUACACUCCUACUUCUAUAUCUCAAGCAUCCGAGCAGCCCAGUACAGUCCACAGACCUCAGCCCCUGCCCCCCACCUCCGUGCACCAAACUGGGCUCAGCUCGUCAGCCGGCUCGCAGGAUGGAGGUUCAGCGUACUGCCUCUCCUCCGGACGUCACGGCUUCUCAGGCUACUCGGACAGCUUUGUGGCCACAACGGGACACACCAACACAGUCAACCCUGCCAUCAGUAACAGCCUCUCACCUCAGGUCAUGGGCCUAUUGAACCCAGGUGGAGUUCCACAUCAGUCCCAGAGUGACUUCACCCUCUCCCCACUGACCGGAGGCCUGGAGCCUAACAGUGGCAUGGCUACAAGUUGCCAUGGUUCCCAGCGUCUAGAGGCUCUACAAGGCCUGACCAGUAUGCCCACUCUGCCCAGCACCCAGUCUUACUGCCCACCCUCAUACACUACCCCAGCCUACGCCGUGGACCACCAUCCAUCCUACCAAUAUGGACAGUACAGUCAGAGCAAGGUGCCUUUCAUUAUAUGAAACCCCCAACAUGCUCUAAACAGGAGGCAUCCCAGACAGUCUGACAUUCAUCGCUAGAGAACAACCUCCCCCCAACGCUAACAUGCUGCCUUUGCUGCCUCUCCCCAGCCCUGAGGACAGCAAAACACAGAGAGAGGGAGAGGGAGAGAGAGGAAGAUAAAAAAAAAGUUGGAUGGCUGAAGAGGUUGAGGUUUUCUUCUCCAGCAAGAGAACUAGUAGAGAUGGAGGUGUAGCGAUGGUGAAGUAGGGGGGGCGAUGAUGACUGGAAUAAUUGGGACCAAAGGCAGCAGCCUCUCCUGUUACCUGGCAAUCUUUGCUUUGCUUUUUCGUCACAUCAUGCUCCAAGGACCAAGCACGAUUCAUUGUCCACGCUUAAAGAGGAAAAGAAGUGUGGUGGGGAGUAAAUACAUUCAAGAUUCUGUCUUUGAUUUUGGUUAUAAGUGGCAGAGAUGCAAGUUGAGGUGGACUUUGUAAGCCCCAAUAAGCUUCUCUUCAUCUCAAUGUUUUAGGAGAAAAUACGUACUGUACAUUGAUGUGACUUUUGUAUCGGACAUUGGCGAUGAAUAUGUGACUACACCGAGAUAACUUAGCAGAAAGGCAUGAACCGAGGCGGAGUGGAGUCAUAGUGAAACCACUGCAACCCCAAAGAAAGUGCAAUACAUUCAUACCUCAUGUGUUGUAAAUUAACAACAAGGAUCAAAACGCCCCUGAUAAUAACCCUGAAAAAUAUGCUCUCUCUUUUUAAAUGUCAUUUAUUUGGGUUGUGCGCAUCGACCAAUCAGGGGAAAUCAUCAAGCAAUGAAAACUAGUAAAGGUAGCUGUGAUGUCAUGAAGCCAAAAAUUCUCUGCCGGUGAAUACAUUAUUCAGUUUGACAGUUAAUUUUGUUCUUUUCUUUUCUUGCAUGUUUUAAAUUAGUUUCCAGCAGGAACUUGCAAAACAUGUGUUCCAUUUCUUAUUUAUUUAGUCUUUAAGUGUUAUGUGUCCUCUGUGCUCCAGUAAGUCUUACACUAUGUUCAGUAUACAUGUUUCCUCUUUUGUAUUGUUUUCAUUUACAUUGGCAUAAAAUGAUUUUGUUGUAAGAAGUUUUGUGUACAAUACAGCACUAUUUACU
This is a messenger RNA of Labrus bergylta (ballan wrasse), 2875 nucleotides long. It is a transcript of the gene pax3a, whose product is annotated as paired box 3a. Gene Ontology annotation, molecular function: DNA-binding transcription factor activity, RNA polymerase II-specific; RNA polymerase II cis-regulatory region sequence-specific DNA binding. Gene Ontology annotation, biological process: regulation of transcription by RNA polymerase II; anatomical structure development. The record is from RefSeq and is a predicted model, not a curated record. NCBI's taxonomy places the organism in Eukaryota, Metazoa, Chordata, Actinopteri, Labriformes, Labridae.